AUGUCAUUUGUGGACCACUUACAAGGUCUCCUCGACAAUCCCAACAUCCCAUGGAAGUCGGUGAUUACUGCCUUCACUUUGGGCCAAUUUGCGUUCGAAACGUAUUUGAACUAUCGCCAGUACCGCACUUUGGGCAAGAAGACUCUUCCUAAGACUUUAGAGGCUGAGAUCGAUGCAGAGACCGUGCGCAAGGCGAAUGAGUACUCGCGUUCCAAGAUGAAGUUCAGUAUCUUGUCAAGCACUUUCAGCUUGGUGGAAAAUUUGGCCGUGAUCAAGUACGAUCUGUUUCCUCGUGUGUGGCAUUUGGGCGUUGCGAUUGCUCGCAAACUUCCCUUCCAAGUGCUUACGUCGUCUACCAUCGCUCAAAGUCUGGUUUUCUUCACUGUGUUAUCAAAUCUGUCUACUAUUGUGCAAUUGCCCUUUUCUUACUACGAACACUUUGUUCUAGAGGAGAAGCACGGUUUCAACAAACUGAGUGUGAAAUUGUGGAUCUCAGACAAGAUCAAGGGCUCUCUCUUGGGUGCAGCAUUGGGUAUGCCGCUAACGUACGGGUUUCUCAAGAUUUUCGAAACUUUCCAGACCAAUUUCCUUGUAUACAUCUGUGGAUUCGUGCUUGUGGUCCAAAUACUGGCCAUGACUUUGGUACCUGUGCUCAUUAUGCCCUUGUUUAACAAAUUCACACCUUUGGAAGACGGGGAACUCAAGGAAUCGAUCGAGGCUCUUGCACGUCGCGUCAACUUCCCAUUGGACAAGAUUUUUGUCGUGGAUGGUUCCAAACGGUCUUCCCAUUCCAACGCUUAUUUCACGGGACUGCCCUUCACCAGCAAGCGCAUUGUGCUCUACGAUACGCUUGUGAAGGAUUCUUCUGUGGAUGAGAUCACCGCGGUGCUAGCCCACGAAAUCGGGCAUUGGCAGAAAAACCACAUUUUGCGUAUGCUUGCCUUCAGUGAGGUCCACAUCGCUUUCUUGUUUUCUCUGUUCACCGCAGCAUACCAAAACAAGUCUCUAUACGCGGCAUUCGGCUUCUACCUGGGUCAGGGAGCUCCCGCCAACGCCGCAACCGUUAUUACUCCACAAUUGCCUGUAUUGAUCGGCUUCAUGCUGUUCAACGAUCUUUUGCAGCCUUUGGAAUGCGGCUUGAAUUUCGGCAUAAACUUGAUGUCCAGACUACACGAGUACCAAGCUGAUGCCUACGCCAAGAACCUAGGCUACACAAAGGAUCUGUGUCGUGCCCUGAUCAACUUGCAAGUCAAGAAUUUAUCAACCAUGAAUGUCGACCCAUUGUUUUCGAGCUACCACUAUUCACAUCCCACUCUUCCUGAGCGUCUAGAGGCUCUCGACUACAUCAGCGAACGCAAGGCCGAGUGA
Messenger RNA from Lachancea sp. 'fantastica', 1368 nucleotides. Lineage: Eukaryota; Fungi; Ascomycota; Saccharomycetes; Saccharomycetales; Saccharomycetaceae. The record is from the annotation of a GenBank genome assembly.